This is a messenger RNA of Stegastes partitus (bicolor damselfish), 2490 nucleotides long. It is a transcript of the gene armc6, whose product is annotated as armadillo repeat containing 6. The record is from RefSeq and is a predicted model, not a curated record. NCBI's taxonomy places the organism in Eukaryota, Metazoa, Chordata, Actinopteri, Pomacentridae. Gene Ontology annotation, biological process: hematopoietic progenitor cell differentiation. Gene Ontology annotation, molecular function: protein binding. The transcript has 8 exons. Bases 120 to 1526 code for a protein of 468 amino acids.
GGAGGUAACAGUUCAGGGUUUUCACUUAAAUUCUUUAAAGUGCACCUUUUUGAAUAAAUGUCAAAAAAUUACAUUACAACAGCAGUUUUAUUGAAACGACUGGAAAUUAACGUGGCAAAAUGGCAAAGCGGAGGAUCACGCAGGAAACCUUUGACGCUGCUGUCAGGGAAAACAUGGAGGAGUUUGAAAUGGAUCCCGAAGAGGCUUUGAGGGAGGCUGUGGAGCAGUUUGAGUCUCAGGGUGUGAACCUCAGUUGUAUAGUAAAAGCGGUCCCAGCUGUAUCAUCUGACGACAAACAAGAAGAGCAAACGCAUGAGGUCUUACAGGCUUUGGAUUCUCUCCGUAUUGGAAAAGACUCUGCUAGUGUAAAGGAGGUGACAGCGGAUAUAAAGUGCUUCACUGAGCAGUGCUCGCUUGGAUUUGCCCAGAGGUACCUGGCUGCCCAGAAAGAUGCCUACCCGAUCAUCUUCUCCUACUGCAAAAAGAGCAUGGAGGACCAAGAAGCUGUGUUGGCUGCGCUGUCCGCUCUGGCUGCACUGACAGAUGGACAGCCAGACUUGUUGGAUGCAGAAGGCCAGCAGUUUCUUUUAGAUGUCUUAAAGAAGUAUCCGGCAGAUUCCUCACUGACGUGUGUCGCCAUCUGCGCUGUGCGUCACUGUUGCUUAAAGCAUGAACAGAACAGGCAGGAUUUGGUGAAAGGCGGCGUCCUGCCUCUUCUGACUGGUGCCAUUACUCGACACAGUGGAUCUGCUGAGCUGGUCAAGGAGGGCUCUGCAACUCUCAGGGUCAUGACCUUCGAUGAUGAUGUCCGAGUUACGUUUGGGCAUGCUCAUGAGCAUGCCAAGAUUAUUGUUCUUGAGAACAAUGGACUGAAGGUUUUAGUUGAAGCUGCAAAAGCUCACCUAGGUAAUACUUCUGUUCUGAGUGAGCUGUGUGCAACUUUGUCCCGCCUGGCUGUAAGGAAUGAGUUUUGUCAAGACAUCUGUGAUCUGGGUGGAUUAAAGCUCAUGAUGACGUUGCUCGCAGACAGCUAUGAGUCAGCGGAGCUAGUUCGGCAGGUUCUUAGUGCAAUACGGGCCGUCGCAGGAAACGAUGAUGUGAAAGAUGCAGUUGUUAAUGCUGGUGGGGUUCAGCUCAUUGUCAUCGCCAUGAACAGACACAUGAGCAACUCUGCAGUGUGUGAGCAGGGCUGUGCAUGCCUCUCUGUCCUUGCUUUGCGCAAACCCAACAACUGCAAAGUCAUCAUGGAGAACGGCGGCGCCUUGGCUGCUGUGCAGGCUAUGAAAGCUCAUCCUGACGCGGUCAAUGUACAGAAACAAGGAUGCAUGGUGUUGAGAAACCUGGUCUCACGUAUGCGUAACCUCAGCCAGCCGAUCUUGGAAAUGGGAGCAGAGGCCCUGAUAGCUCAGGCACUGCAGACCCACCAAGACUGUGGUGACGUGGCUAAAGCAGCCCUCAGAGAUCUGGGAUGUCAGGUGGAGCUUCGAGAGCUGUGGACCGGCAAACAUGGCAGCCUUACCCACUAAAAGUGGAAGAGAACUUCCUCAAGAUCAUACACAUUACAAUGAGUUUGCCUGUUGGCAAUUUUAAACAAAAUGAAAUGCUGUGAUGUUGGUAUAUACUACACAGUAUAGCCAAAAGCUGAAGCUUAUGUACUUACCUAGCUAAACAUAUUUGUACAGUGUAGUAGUUGUAGAAAAGCCUUGCAGGUAGUGUGAACAGCCACAUAAUCAGUUCCACACACAAUGCCUUUGAGGUUACAUAUGUUUUCCAGUACGGUCCAGUUGCACAUGUUUUCUUUAAUUUUUUUGUAUUACAUUUAUGUUAAUGUUGUGUGUUUUGUACAAUGGGUUAAUAUAAGUGCAUUUGCUGAUAUGCAAGUAGUUGCACUGGAUUAUGCAAGUUCUUUUGUAUAGCCUUUUUCAGACAUGGAAUAUGUAAAGUUUUUGGCUUCAUCAGUCUAUAAAAUGAGAGAAUUUUCUCAUUCAGAUGUAGGUCACUUUAUUGUUAAUGUUCUUGGUGGCUUCAUUCAGACAUUCCCACCACUGUGACAGAAAGCAAAAAACUGUCAAGUGAAAUAUAACACAAAAUGCAUGAGUAAACAAAACAAUAAAUCUUAUCUGACAGCAGGCUUAUCAAAGUGUCCAAAUAACUAAUUGCCUACUUUAUUCAUGAGUUUCCUGGUUACUGAAAAUCCUGUCCAAGUGUGCUGAUAGGCUAACUACUACUUUACUGAACAGUAAAAUAAAAAUAUUCCAGCAGCUGUGAUGGAGCUCAGGACUCAACCAAGCAGAUGAUCUAACAACCUGAUUUGAAGAAAUGAUGUUGACACAACCAAAUGUAACACUUAUAGGAUGCCUUAGACUUUAUACUAAAACCAAAUAGUUCUUUUUUUUUUUUAAUUUAAGCUUGUAUAUUCACGAUUACAGUGUUACACUAAAUUAAACUGUGUUCUGCAUGGCCAUGAUAAAACCGACUUUGGUGCUCCAA